Anolis carolinensis (green anole) is the source of this 7334-nucleotide messenger RNA. It is a transcript of the gene znf385b, whose product is annotated as zinc finger protein 385B. The record is from RefSeq and is a predicted model, not a curated record. Lineage: Eukaryota; Metazoa; Chordata; Lepidosauria; Squamata; Anolidae. The transcript has 8 exons. Gene Ontology annotation, molecular function: nucleic acid binding; zinc ion binding. Gene Ontology annotation, cellular component: nucleus. Bases 4944 to 6146 code for a protein of 400 amino acids.
CAACAACAACAACAACAACAACAACAUUUUACUAAGUGAAGCAUUAUAAUAAAAAGUGAAAGCCAGUAAAAUAGUCUGAAGAAUGAUGCUGAGUCAGUGGGAGAAUGGACAGAAAGCUAAAAACUGAUUGAAUGGAAUCAAGUGGGAGCAAAAUGGAAAUGGCCAUUAAACACAAAAAAAACCAAUGUAUAUUUAGAUUGAAAACUGCUUUUGGAACAUAAAAAGUUCCUUCAGGAACAUAAAAUGCAUUAUGCGACAUUUGGUUUGGCUUAACAUUAGCAUGUUUGAUUUACUGAAAGAACAGCUUAUUCAAAAAACUAUUACAAAGAUCUUUAAAUCUUUUCUAAAACAAAUGAAAGUACAAGGAAAGGUUUUGUUUUUACCAGUUUAUGAGAAAUAAGCAAAAAAGACAAAUAAAUGGAAAAGAAACCAUCAGCUUCAGUAAAAAAAAAGAAGAAGAUAUUUUGUCUCCCAGAAUGUCCAUAAUGCUAAGGAGACAUACAUGAGUUAUAAUUAUAUGGGAUAUAAUACACAAUAUUGCCUACAAAUCUACCUGCUAUAUAGUUUUUAAAAAUAAUGUGAGGGAAAUAAAAAUAUGAGCAACUUUUAAAAUAUUUUAUUUUUUAUCUUGCUUUGUGUGUCUGUUUUUAAAAAAUGAAUUGUGAUGUUGUGAAUAGUUACAGAAAGGGUAAGGAGAAAAAGGCUUGGGAUUAAAGAUAGGCAGUUACUCUAGAUUUCAAAUGACAAGGAGAUAGUAAAGUCAAUAUAUUGGACAAGUACAUAUAACUGUAGGUCUUAUCAGAGAGGAAGGGGUCUGGGGAGAAGGCAAAUACGAGUAUUUUGUUGUUAUGUGUUAUGUUAGAUUGACUCUUACUCAAAGUGACUAUCUCAUGGGGUAUUCUUGGAAAUAUAUAUUUAAAGAUCUCUAAAGCUGGGAGACUUGCCCAAGACAUCCAGUGGAUUUCCAUGGCUUAACAGGGCUAUAACCCCCCCCCCCAUUCCCCCCAAAGUUUUAGUCCAACACUCAGAACAUUGCACCACACUGGAUGUGUUACCAAAAGCCAUAUGGAUUCUUAAAGACACCCAAGAAGAGAGAAUAUAAAAACAGGAUAAACAGAGAUUUAAGAGGAGCUUUCACAGAGGAAAUGUGGAAUGGUGAGACUGUAAGAAGGAAACAGGACCAUGUAAGAGAGAAAGAAGAGGAGUAAUAGGGUCAUCCAUUAAAGAUAGCAGACAGGUAAAUAGGGAAAAGUUGAGACCUGGUAGUGAGAUUAACUUUGACGAAGGCAGCUUCACUGGAAAGCAGAAGCUGGAUCCUUGGAAUGCCAAGGUUUGAAAGAAUCUGGAGCAAUGGUUAUUGUGCUCUGAGGGGAAAGAAACAUGAUUGGACAAGAGUUUUGAAGGUGGGAACUGGCCAAGAACAGCAUCUUUAGUUUUCAGGCAUGACUGUGAUAGUGAAAUGUUGGAAUGCUGUUGAGAAGGUGGUAGAGAUGCAAUAUUGUUGAUAUGGCCAAAAUGGAGAACAAUUGGAUUUGUGGAAUAAAGAUUGCAUCUAGAAAGUUGGAUAGAAACAGCAUAGAAAUCAUAGAAACAUAGAAUUGGAAGGCCAUCUGUUCCAACCACCUGACAUGCAGGAAUAUACAGUCAAAGCACAUGGUGAUCAUAUCAUAAUGAAAGAAGUAGGGAAAGGAAGGAUAAGGUGGGGAAGGAAGGAAUUCUGGAAGAUUACUUCAAUUUUGUCUUUAAGGGGAGUGAUGUCCUGGGUAAAAAUGAGGAGAGGACUCAGCAAGGCACAUCUUGGUAUAACAUCAAAAAUAGAUGUUUUGUGGAUCACUGAAAUCAAUAAUGGUGAAAGCAGUGUAGUAAUGUUGCUUAGCCAGUAAUAAAAGAGAUGAAAUGGUAAAAAGAGGAAGACGUCAAAGUGAGCAAAAUUCAGAUCUUUUAUUUUUCUGAAAAUGUACUUAGUUAGAUGGAGUCAGUAGGGUAAAUGUUUUUAUGGGAAACUAGAGAAAACUAGUAGAGAUUUGUGGAUGAGGAGAUGCUGAAGGUGAAAACAAGAGUAUAAAACAGAUUUGCCUAACUAAAUUUCCUGAAAGCUCUCCAGAUGUUUCGGCUUGCAACUUCCACCAGUUAAUAUGAUCAGUAGUAAGGAAUCACUGGACUGAAACCCAAAACAUCUGGAAGGCAUCUGGUUGAGGAAGCUGGCUUAGAACAUGAUCACAAGUGACAGGUGAAAUAAAAGGAAAAUCUUUGGGCAAGACUGCUGUUAUAGCAUUAGACUGUAGGUUAUGAUCAGAGUUGAGGUCUACAGAAAUGGAUUAUGUGUGUGUUGGGAUAGAGUGGGGAGUCAGUUGUAGAAAGAGACAGCUUUCAGAUAAUGAAAGAGUGGCAAGUCUUAGUGGAAUGAGUCCAAAGUUUCAGGACAAAGCAGGAGUUUAGUGAGAGCAGCUGGUAGUUAGUUGGAUUGGUGAUGCACUGAAUUCAUCAAGGAGCAACUCUAAAAUAUUAGGACUUUACCAGGCAAUUUUCCUCCUUCGUUUUCAAAGACGGACUCCCACAGAGCCCAUUAAACAAUGCAGGAUUGCUUCCAGUGGUUGCUCAUGGGUCUUCAUCUUCCCAGUGUCUAGAAGUGGGAGGAUUUCAAAGCCAGGCACUCUAGAGGGAGACCAGAACAUUGAAAGGAGUGUUAAAAGUGGAGGGAAGAUUCCUUUGAAAAGAGUGUUAAAAGUGGAGGGAUUCAAAAGUGGGAAAGAUCACGGGAAAGGGUGUUGAAAUUGUGUUGGUCUACUCAAGAGGAAUAAUUCAAAGAGAAUGGGAUCAUCCCAUUGAAAAGUGUGUUUUAAAACUGUGACAUGGGAGGAAACAUUGCCAGGUCAUGUGAUGGGAAAUUAAGUGAACGGCUGAGCUAGAAAUGGGAGGAAGCAAUCCUGUGUGAUGGAGGUCCAUAAAUUCUCUGUCUUCUUUAAAAACAGAACUCCAUGAAACACCAUGCAAAAAAAGAAGAUUCCCCCUGAUUUCCCCUCAAAUAGAAUGAGGUCCCCAAGAGAGGGCAAAGGCAAACUAUGUGUCAAGGCUAUUGUUCUAUACAAAGAACUAGUGGGGAUGAAGGAGUGACAAUGCAGUGAGCCCUCCACGUCUGUGGUUUAACUUUAGCAAUUUCUAGGCAGAUAUGAUUAAUAUGGACUCAAGGAAUGUCUAGGUCCUCCAGUCUGAUUCUAUGGCCAACUUCCACCAUAUCCCUUCCCCACAGAUUAACCAUAAAGUCAUGCUGAAAUAUGUAGACAUUCCUAAAAAGAACACCUGAUAGGAAUCACUAGGUCCUCCAGCACCACUCUAUGGUCAACUUCUGAAGGAUCUAGAGACUCGUAGAGAAGUAUUUGCUCAGGUAAAAAAAAACAACUGGCUUUUAUUUGCUUUUUUCCACUUUUGCAGUGUCCUGCACCCCUAUUUAUUAUCAUUUAUUUACUUCAUUUCUACCCCACCUUUCUCACCCGAUGGGACUCAAGGCACCCCUAACUUCAAGGAACAUGGAAGGCUGACUGUACAGCAAUAUGGCAGUGCAAGAGGAGGCACAGACAUCUAUACAAAUAACUUGCUUGUAUGGGAAGAAGUCAGAGGCUGGAAUUCACAAUCGGUCUAGUGGGUGGGUGGGCUGCCAGUUGUACCUCUGUGGGUAUUAGCACUAGAUAUUUGAAAUGAAAAGGCCUGAAUGUGGGGGUACCACUGUUACCUUCACAGUGGGGUCAAUAUUCAAGGAGGGAGGCAGGUGUUAGUUGGGCCAGGAGGGAGCAUUUAAGGAAGGGCUUAUGGAGUUAGUGUGUGCCAACUUGAGAGUGAGGAAGUAGGAAGAAAGGAAAGGAAAGGAAAGGAAAGGAAAGGAAAGGAAAGGAAAGGAAAGGAAAGGAAAGGAAAGGAGGGGGCAGUGGGAGGCAGUGAUUGGGGAUGAGAAUCGGAGAGAGAGAGAGGAUAGGUGGAUGUCACAGUGCUAGAGGGGAAAAGCUGUAAGUUGAGGAGAAGAAUAGAAGAGCUGGAUCAGUUAGAAGCUGCAGAGAGCUUGGAUGAGAAGUGGAAGAGCAAUAGGGCAGAGAGUGAUUAUCCCAACAUGCAUUUCAUUGGAUGGAGUAGUUGGAUACCAGAUGGAUUCCACACUGUCUAAAUUAUCAAGGUCAGUAACCCAUAGUCUGACUCUUUCAUGUUUUCCAUAUUCAUUUCUGUCUUUUGAGAAAAACAGUUUCUGCCUUUAGCUGUUUUAAGGCAUAGUAUGACUGAUGUUUCUUGAUUUCGUGAGCAUGUGUUAAGCAUUUUCUUGUGAGCGGGGGGAAAAAUACCAACAACCUCAGUCAAUACAUCACUAUUUUCAUUUUAAUAACAUCCUUCGAUAAUAAACCUCAGUGUAGAUAUUAGCUAUGAAUGCUCCUCUGUCACUGAGGAAAACCCAGAGCUAAUUUUAACGCUCAAACAGUUUAGGAAGAUGAUUCUUCAUUCUGUGUGGUUUGGAGCUACAGUAUAUCUAUAGUCAUUUCAUAAUCAUCUGUCUUUGCUUGAAUUUGAUCGUAGGAGCUGAUUCCAUGUAUUGAUAAUGAAGCCUUAAGGUUGUCUAUUUCUCAGCAAAAAUCCACCUCAAAAGACCUUCUACUUUGACACUGCCUGUGUGUGUGUGUGUUUCUAUACAAAUGAGUGGUUGGAACUGAAAUUGCUCUGCUUUCUUUACAAAUGACUCAGUGUGCUUGUCCUUCCCUAAAAUGCUGCCAGCGUGUAAAGGAUUUUCAAUGAGCAGUGCAAAUAAGCCAGCAGUGGAGAAGGUUUGAAGCUGCACUGGUAUAACAGUUUACUCUCACACGGAUGAUCAGGGCUGGAAAGCCAGAUCUCUGUACCUCUUUCUGGUCACAUCUGGAAGUUUUGUAUUUCUAUCCUGGUUUCUUUAAUAAGCUGCUACUGUCAUAAUGUGGAGUGGACUUCCUAGCAGAGGCAGCACUUGCCAUACUACUACACUUCCUAUUGUCCGAACACCAACGCUGAUGAUGCAACCCUCUUUGGAUAUCAAACCAUUUAUGCCUUUCCCAAUGGAUGGCAGUUCUACUGUUGGACUCUUCCCAAAUUUUAACACUAUGGAUCCAGUGCAAAAAGCAGUUAUAAACCAUACAUUUGGCGUGUCACUCCCACCUAAGAAGAAACAAGUCAUUUCUUGUAACGUUUGUCAACUUCGCUUUAAUUCUGAUAGCCAGGCCGAGGCCCACUACAAAGGAAGUAAACAUGCCAAGAAGGUCAAAGCAUUAGAAGCAACGAAAAAUAAACCAAAAGCUGGUGCUUCCAAGGACAGCGCAAAGGCUAAUGUGAAUGGCUCUACUACUUCGGUCGUGACCAUCAUCACUGACAAAUCAGAAAGCAGGACAAACCUGAAAGCAAAUGGUUCUAGCGAGCUUCCCAAUGCUGAAGUUGCCUCCUUUAUAUCUGAAUCCACAACUACAACCGCUGUCGCCAUCACCACAGUGACACCAGCACUCUCGGUUCCUUCCAAUCGCACAAAUGGAAUCACAAAUGCCAUUUCUGAAUCAGAAGAGGAAAAAGCCAAAAAAUUGCUUUACUGCUCUUUAUGCAAAGUGGCUGUGAACUCCCUAUCACAGCUAGAAGCGCAUAACACAGGUUCCAAGCACAAGACCAUGGUUGAAGCUCGGAAUGGUGCCGGUCCCAUUAAGUCUUAUCCUCGGCCUGGAUCCAGACUGAAGACCCAUGCCACUACUACAGGUUCAGGAUUGCAGAACAAAACCUUUCAUUGUGAAAUCUGUGAUGUGCAUGUCAAUUCUGAAAUUCAGCUGAAGCAGCACAUUUCCAGCAGAAGACACAAGGACAAGGUGGCAGGGAAGCCCACAAAACCGAAAUAUAGCCCUUAUAACAAACUACAGCGUAGCCCAAGUAUUCUAGCAGCUAAACUUGCAUUCCAAAAAGAUAUGAUUAAGCCUUUGGCGCCCGCUUUCCUUUCAUCUCCUCUUGCGGCCGCGGCUGCUGCGGUAUCCUCGACCUUGACUCUUCCAGGCCGCCCUUCGGCAGCUUUGUUCCAGGCCCCUGCGAUCCCCACGGCUCUCCUACGGGCAGGGCAUGGCCCUCUCCGAGCCACCCCAGCGUCCAUCCUGUUCGCACCCUACUGAUGUUUGUUCUCAACAACAUGUAGACUAUGGCCAUUUGGAAGAGAAACAAAAGAAAAGCUUUCUGUCAUGCCUAGUUACAGCCUAAGUAAGGCAGGUUGUGGAAGUCUUCAUUGAUGGAAUGUUGCCUUUUGGGCUUUUUUCUAAAACAACAAUAGCAACUCAGAUCAAUGGAAUGGACUAUGGAAAAUCAUUUGUGCACAAAAUAUAUAAAGGAUUCAUAGGUUUCUUUCUUGAUUUUUUAAAUGAGACAUGUCCUGCAUUGUAAACAACGAAUGUGGAAUACUUUCCUGUCUGACUUGAAAACCAGGAUCUUCCUCCUUUGUGUGGAUGUACCUAGGCCUCCAGGAACCAUCUGGACUGAUUCUGGUGUGCAACAAAGCUAGGCAAAACAAGGUUUAGAUUCCUGAGAACAUCUCAAAAACAGACGGCAGCUUCUUAUUUCCAGAGUGCUCCUUGCUAGGGACCGUGUCUUGUUUUAGGCCUCCAUACUAGUGUAUCUUGUGUAGUGCUCGAGAUUUCUCUCCCAUUUACUUUUAAACCAUUUUAGUUGCUGUGUAAAUGUUUGGAAACAAAGCAGCCUUGAUUGAAGCUUUUUUUCUUUUUAAAAAAUUAAUGUGUCUCUGUUAAUUUAACAUUUUCUUUAGAAGGAUUCAGAAUAAGAAAGCCAUAUAUUCAAUAGUGAAAAUUAUGACUCAUUUAAAACUGUUGUUUAACUUAUUUUUUCAUUGUUUCUCCUCUCCUGAUUCCCAGUAUUGUUGGACAGCUUGUUGCUAAAGAGAAAUGCUCUAACAUGUAUAUGUUUACCACAGCUCAUGUUCAUUGUUUCUUAAGACAACAGGGCAGUGUAUUUAUUCCUAAAUAUAUAUAUAUAUAUAUAUUUUUGCCAUUUUAAAAUUUCUUUCCUAUAUAAUGAUGCUACAUACAGUUGUGGCUCCCCGAUGCAAUAAUGUAUAGGAGAUGAAGUAUUUAUAAAAUCCAUUGUCUCUUCUGUCGGAUUGAAAUGUUAUUGUUCCGGCUUUCUAUAUCUCCAGGUUUUCCCAAUUCCAAAUCUGGAUAUUGAAGUUCUAUUGUGUUCUGUUUGGAUCAAUGAGGGUACUCUCCAAAAACAUCUUUACCUGCAAUCUGUAAAGAAUAAAAUAUAUGUGUAUUUUUAAAUGCAAAUUUUUAAUAAAAUGAAAUUGAAAAUGG